Messenger RNA from Gregarina niphandrodes, 978 nucleotides. RefSeq lists its product as hypothetical. Bases 1 to 978 code for a protein of 325 amino acids. The record is from RefSeq and is a predicted model, not a curated record. NCBI's taxonomy places the organism in Eukaryota, Apicomplexa, Conoidasida, Eugregarinorida, Gregarinidae. The transcript is spliced from 2 exons.
AUGAGACUCCGCUUGAAGGACCCCGCAGAAACAGUCCGAGAAUGCGGUGACAACAUCGCUAAGAUAACCCCGUACCUGAAUUGGUUAUAUAGAUGGCCCUUUAUAUCACCAGCUCUGUCAGCUGCCGGCACGUUGCUGGGAAUAGAGAGUCGAGCGAAACUCGAGACGGCGAUAGAAGUUGUAGCGGAUCUGUUGGUCGCUUCAGACCCAAUUGAGGUACCACCUUGUAUCACUACUUAUGCCAUACACCUCAGCUACCUCAUUUGUUUGCUGGCGGCUGGGCAAUCCAAUGAAAACUCGCUAUAUGACUCGAUGAAUUUAGACCAAUCUUCAAUGAAUAUCGGCUCUUACCAUUACCAUACUCGCCAGGCACUGAUGGGUUGGGAUGGGGCGGUAUUGACGCUGUUUCAGUCUUUGUGGGAGGUUGCUGGUGGCGAGGGCUUAGAGGACUGGGAAGCAGAAGAAUGGGAGUCCAUAACGGAAGCGAUUGAGAGGAUAUUUUACGCACGCAUUAUGUGUUAUGAAUUGAGCUACUGUGGUCGGGCAUGUGGAUUCUCAGUUUCAGAAUUGGAGACGGACCUCAUCCGCGAUGACGUGCUACAAGGUCCGUUGUUGUUGGCUGUCCGGUUCGACGACUUGGAUACCAUUGAGAGCAUCAGGGCGGGGAUUGAAGAGCGCAACACGGCGCGCGUAUGGAAGACAUUGCGGUCUGUGUUUGGGUCUAAUCUCGGGUAUGUCGGGAAAGUGAAUCCGAUUAUUACUAAAUGGUUUGCGUUUGGUACUGAAGACUUCGAUCAGGUGUUCUAUGAUGUCGAACCGAAACCCACCAGAGACCCUGCUGAAGCGGAACGGUGGGAGAGCAUUAAAAGCGAUUUGAAGAAUGUGACUGAGGCCAUGGUCGGUAUCCUGCCACCAGAGGACGUGUUCAAUAAAUUUACCUCCUUCCUCAACGGCAAAAACGAAAAUAAGAAUAAUUAA